UUAAGACAUAUGAAUUUAAUGAUUUGAAGAGUAGAUUCUGUUUGAAUGGAAAAUACGGUAAAGAUGAAUGAGCGUAAAUCUGAAUGAGAAGCACGUGAUUUUGAUAGUUUUGGCGGGAAACACCACGUGUGCGUAACCUAAAAUAUUACGUAUAUUUAUAACCUCAAUCCUUAUCUUGUCAAACGCGCAAAAUGUUCAAAGAGUAUUUAUUGAGGAACCAUCGACAGGAAUUGGAAGAAAUUUUGGACAACUUGGAUGUCAGCGGUUUCUAUUCGAUUUACAUAAACUUUGUAUCUUUAUUUGAGUUUGAUACGGACAUAGCGCAGAAAAUUUUACAAUAUCCCAGAUACUACUUACCGCUUUGCGAUGAAUCAGCGAUGGAAGCUCAGCAGGAAAUAGCAAAAUCAGAACAAGUUGUCAAAAAAAAAGUACGCAUCAGAGUUACUGCUGUACCACUGACAGUAGACCAAGGACAAAUUGGGCAACUUGUUUCAACAAGUGGUAUCAUAGUAAGAAUGUCCCAACCUACAGUAUUGAAGCUUGUUCAAAGAUACAUAUGCAAGAAGUGCAAGCACAUUAAUCAUAUUAAAUAUGAAUGGGAGAGACAAGAUUUUGGAGAAGCUUCAGAGUGUGAAGCAUGCAAUGCUACAAAGUUAAAAGCUAUUAAUGAUUUUGAUGUAGAAGAUUCCUCUGAUUGUCAAGAAAUAAGAGUACAAGAAAAAAGUAGAACUGAUACUAGAUACUUGAUUGAAGAACUGAAGAUCACUCUGUUGGAUGAUUUGGUUGAUAAAUGUAGACCAGGAGAUUAUGUUGAAAUUAGUGGUAUAAUUGUAAGAAUAUGGGGACCUUUAGAAGUUGGAGAACGUUUAGAAGCAACAACCAUGAUGUUAGCAAACAGUGUAACAGUACGACGUAAAAUAUCUGAUACAUCCUCCACCCAGGAGAUGAAAGACAUUUUCAGAAGUUACUGGGACAACUACAGUGACAAUCCUCUGCUCGGUAGAGACAAUAUUCUUGCAUCAAUUUGUCCUCAGCUCUACGGAAUGUACAUCCCAAAGUUAUCUCUAGCCGUGGUCCUAGCUGGUGGUGUGACGAAAUACAACGAAAACGGUAACUCCGUUCACACUUUUAUUACGUUCUUUUUUUCUGUAAAAUACAAUCAUUAAAUCAAUUAAGGAACCCGUGUACGCGGAGAGCCACAUCUUCUGUUAGUCGGCGAUCCAGGAACCGGCAAAUCCAAAUUGCUUCGCGCCGCAACUCGUUUGGCUGUAAGAUCUGUUUUUACGACCGGCGUUGGGUCAACUGCAGCAGGUCUUACAGCGACUGCUGUCAGGGACUCGGACGGCUGGCACUUAGAAGCUGGAGCAUUGGUAUUAGCUGAUGGUGGAAUUUGCUGCGUGGAUGAAUUCACAACGAUGAGUUCACACGACAGAACAAGCGUGCACGAGGCCAUGGAACAACAAACAAUAUCCAUCGCCAAAGCUGGAUUAGUCAGCACGUUAAAUUCGAGAUGUUCGGUGAUCGCAGCCAUCAAUCCGUCUGGUGGUCAAUUUGCAGAAAACGAGGACGAAGAAUGGGAAACGAGCUUGGGCGAUCCUCUUCUGUCUCGUUUCGACUUGAUAUUGCUUCUGAAGGAUAACAGAAAUCCAGAGUGGGAUAAAUUAACGUCAGAUCACAUUCUAAAAGCUGCUUGCAAAGCUAACGAAAGCCUGGUGCAAAUAGAUUCGAAGAACCAUUUCGAACUUUUGAAGACGGAGGGAUUAUGGAAGGAGGAUAGUUUGAGGGAAUACUUGGCACACAUUCAUUCGCUGCAACCAGUACUGACGAAAGAAGCAGAAAUGGUACUCAGAGCAACUUAUCUUUAUCAUAGAUCACACCCGGAUAGAAGGGAAGAAAGAACGACUGUGCGACUUUUAGACAGUCUGAUAAGGCUAGCUGAGGGACAUGCACGAUUAAUGUACAGGUCGCAAAUCGAGAUUAUGGAUGCCAUUUUUGUUGCAAAAUUGGUUGGAACAGAAUCAAACGCGAAGGUAGAUCCUGGUUGUUCGUUCCCAACGGAUCCGAUUGCCACUUAUCGAUUAGAAGGUAAAAAAUUACUCAGAACUAUUGGUUUGCAAAAUUUAGAAAGUUUAUUGUAAGCAUUGUCGAGGUGCCACUACGGAAGAAAGUAUUAUUACGAGUAAACUAAAUAUUUAUUUGUCAAUAUUUGUUGCCUGUUCACUGCUUACAUAAGUACAAAUGUACCAGCGUGUAUUUAUAAAAUUUAAACAUUUUUUUAUAUUUUUAUACAAAACGAAUUAUUUUAUUGUUCACCGCUAUGUAAUGAAGGUGGUGUGUAAUUAUUGCAGUCAAUUUAAACAGUGUUACAAGUCUAAAAAUAUAUUUAAAGGGUAUAAUAAUGUACGAUCAAGUCUCAACAAAUAACAAGGUACCUUUUUCUCGAUACUCCUGAACAUUUUUUUACUCAAUACAAAUUUUCCACUUCAUUCGGACAUGUUUCGAUACAUCCAAUAAAGUAACAGCAACGAUGCAACCCGAUGCAGGUUACAAAUAAUAUAUCAAUAAUUAAUAAAUAAUUAAACGUAUGUAAAAGUAAUUUGUUUUCAAAUUAUUUCCUAUACGUAUGUUUAUAGAUUAAACUUUACAAAGUGUUAUAAUAUUUUAUGGUGCUAGAUAACAAGUACUUAAUCAGGAAAGGCCAUAUAUUACACGUUGCAAGGAAUGUAUAGGACAUUAUGGGAUAGAUAAAAAGAUGUAUCAUUUCCGUAUAAUUCGUAAUUAAGUUAACGCUUAUCGACACAACAAAUGAAAAUUAAACUCUAUGAACGGAUGGAUAUAACCGUGUUAUAAAAUUAUUUUGAUUAUCAGCAAACCAAACACAUUUUUCUUCGUAUAAAUCGCGCAUGAUUACAACAUCAUGAAUAAAAGUGCCACUUUAAAAUAGAAAAGCUAGCAAAUAUAUUGAUGUAUAAUAGAAGCAAUAAUACAAAAGUUACUGAUAUGAUUAUUAGCUCACUCCUACUACAUGAUAAAUUAUUUCGUGACUUCUUUUU
Megachile rotundata (alfalfa leafcutting bee) is the source of this 3053-nucleotide messenger RNA. RefSeq names its product DNA helicase MCM9. NCBI's taxonomy places the organism in Eukaryota, Metazoa, Arthropoda, Insecta, Hymenoptera, Megachilidae. Gene Ontology annotation, cellular component: MCM complex; nucleus. Gene Ontology annotation, biological process: double-strand break repair via homologous recombination; DNA replication. Gene Ontology annotation, molecular function: single-stranded DNA helicase activity; ATP hydrolysis activity; ATP binding. The record is from RefSeq and is a predicted model, not a curated record.